Messenger RNA from Acinonyx jubatus (cheetah), 3094 nucleotides. It is a transcript of the gene DGLUCY, whose product is annotated as D-glutamate cyclase. The record is from RefSeq and is a predicted model, not a curated record. Gene Ontology annotation, molecular function: D-glutamate cyclase activity. Gene Ontology annotation, biological process: glutamate metabolic process. NCBI's taxonomy places the organism in Eukaryota, Metazoa, Chordata, Mammalia, Carnivora, Felidae.
ACUCAACCAUAACCUGAACUAAACUGGUUUCCUUUCAUUAGUUUUCACAAGAAGUCAACAUACAGGAUUCCUUUCUGAAUGCAAUUUCCUGGAGCUUUGACACCAUCUCUGUAUUUAAAAAUCUGCAGUAUUUUUUUUUUCAUCCACCAAAAAUCUCUGUAAGGCACUGUACCUGGAGUAGCAGGGUGGGGUGGUGGGGCAGGGAAUAUAAAGAAGAAAACAUAAAAUCUGUUCCUUCUAGGCACCUAGAUCUAAACAACAGAAGUCACACAUAGACAGAAAAUCUGGCCUAUUCUUUCAUUUGUGAUUGCACGUGGCAUGCAGUCGCUUGUUCAUCCGAGCAUAAGUAUUUUUGGUGUGUGCUAUGUGCUUUGGCUGUCAUAACACCGCGGGAGGCCCAAGAUGUGAACCUGCUCUCUGGGUAUUUGGGGUCUCCCCGGGAAAGAGGAAGGGGGUUCAGAGUCCAGUAAAACAUCAGGCCAAAGUCAGUGGCUCAAAGAAUGCUCUGGGGGUAAGGAGACCCGGCAACCAGUCGGCGUGAGCCUACUGGGUGCUUCAUAGAGGCGGAGGAUUGGAACCUGUACUGAGGAAUGGAAAGGUCUUCAGGAGGGAGGGAGGGAGGACAUCCUGGGCCAGGGGAAGGUCAUGAACAAAGGUCUUGAAGUGUUAGGAGUUUCUCACUGGAAACUGAGACAUGAAGGGGAUGGGAAUAGGGUGGGGAGAAUUUGCUCCAAACAAUGCCCACUUGGGCCAGGACCAGGUAGGGCCGGGGGUGGGGGGUGGUGAUGGAUACCUGACGUCGAAUCUGCCCCCUGCAAGGAAGCUGAGCUUCUCAUUUGUUCCUCUUCCUUCCUUCACCCAGACUCUGGCCUGUUCAAAGACAACAUGAUAACCUUCACUCUUCCCUCUGCCAUAAGGAGCUUGAUCCUACAGAAGACACCAGACAUCAGAAAUAUGUCCAGCAUGGCUGGGGUAAGGCUCCGACCAGCCAGCAUGGUGGUCCUGCACAGGUCCCUGGCUCCAGCCUUUGAAAAGUUCUGCCAAGCCAACAAUGGCCCUCUGCCCCUCCUGGGCCUGACUGAGCCAGGCAAGUGGACGUUGCCUACCCCGAACGCUGUUCUGGACACCAGGACAGGGUGUCCCUAGUUCCGGAAGUAUGAGUUUGUUGCCCACAGAGGCAGCCUGACCUCAUUGGAGGAGUACUCGGAGCAGCUGAGGGACAUGAUGACCUUCCUCCCGGACUGCAGCUCCUCCCUGGAAGCAGCCUUGGAGAAGGUGGGGCUCCCCAGAAGAGACUCCGUAGGGCAUGGUCACGUGGGUGUGUACGAGAUGACAGUGCCUUGUGCCACCAUUGCUGGCUUUUGCUGCCACCUGGUGGUCACAAUGCGGCCCAUCCCCAAGAACAAGCUGGAAGGGCUGGUGCGGGCCAGUUGCUCCCCAGGGAAUAAGGGACAUCCCAUUCAUAUCGGCGACCCGGAAUGGUUGGGAAUCAAAGAUCUUUCUAGACCUGACUAUGGGGAGCCUGUGGUGUGUCAGCCGGGGGACGUCCCAGUGUUCUGACCUUCUCCGACGACCAGCCUCGAAGCUGUCAGCAGCUGCAAGACCCCGCUGGCUUUCACCAGUGCACUGGGUUGCACAGUCAUGACCAACCUGAAGAAUACAGAGGCUCCACCCAGUUGUCUUACCCCUGAGGGAAUUCCUGAGGUCCAUCACAUUUCCCAAGAUCCUUUGCCCUACAGCAUCGCAUCGGCUUCAGCUGUUCAGAAGAUUAGAGAACUAGAGACUAUAAUUGUCAUAGACCCAGGCCACCGGAGGAUCGGGCACCUGCUCUGUAAAGGUGAGCUGCUGAGGGCCUCCGUGUCACUGUCCCACGCCCGCUCGGUGCUCGUCACCGUCGGCUUCCCCACUCACUUCAACCAUGAGCCCCCAGAAGAGACAGACGGCCCAUCAGGAGCCAUUGCUCUGGCCGCCUGCCUACAGGCCUUGGAGAAGGAGGUCUCCGUGAUCAUUGACCUGAGAGCUUCGGGUUUGUUCAAGAAACUUGUUGAAGAUGCCAUUGAGCAAGGGGUCCUGAAGACACAGAUCCCCAUAUUAACUCUCCAAGGUGAAUCAGCGGGAGCUGCUCAGGCAUUUCUCUGCAAAGAUGGGGACCCCAAGUCACCCAGAUUCGACCAUCUGGUGGCAAUUGAGCGCACAGGAAGGGCCGCCAAUGGUAAUUGCUAUAAUGCGAGGAAGAUGAGCAUCAGGCCCUGGGUUGACCCCACUGAUGAUCUUUUGCUGGCAGCCCAGAAGAUUCCUGGAAUCUCAGCUACUGGUAAGGGUUGGUGAUGGGGCAAUCAGCUUGGGAAGGGCAAAGUCAAGGAGGCUGUGAAAAGACACAUACGAAAUGGGGAUGUGAUUGCCUGUGAUGUGGAGGCUGACUUUGCUGUCAUCACUGGUGUUUCUAACUGGGGAGGCUGUGCCUUGGCCUGUGUGCUGUACAUCCUCAACUCAUGUGAGGUCCACAGACAUUACCUAAGGGAGGCAGUUGGACCCUCCAGAGCACCUGGGGAGCAGGACUGGGCUCAGGCCCUUCCAUCCGUUGCUAAAGAAGAAAAAGUGUUGGGCAUCCUGGUGCGGCACCAAGUCCAGAGUGGAGUCUCGGGCGAGGUGGGCCCGGAGGUAGAUGGGCUGUCCUUCCACGGCAUCCACGCCCAGAUGAUCCAGAAGCUGGUGGAUGUCACUGCGAUGGGUAUGUGACUGUGCAUGUGGAGUGCGUACCAGAUGGCCGUGCCUGGAACUAGGAGGGAGUUCCCUGAGGGCCCCGAGCUCCUUUCCACACGGUCCUGGGUGAGCAGCGCCUGUGACGGGACAGCGCAGAUGUUGGAGACUGAAGAGGAUGUUUCCUCAGGGCUUCCAGUCCUUUGCUUUUCUUCCUAAGUGCUAAGAGGGAUUGAUUUCAGCCCUCCUCCUCAGGCUUCUUCAGAGCACCCACAUGGUCUGCUCUGAGAGUUUUCCGAGGCACCACUUAUGGGGACAAGAGUAGGCAUGACUAGAGCCAUGAAUAAUCCCAAGGCUAAUUAAGAAAUAGUAAAAAAAAAAAACACACACACAA